Molecule: messenger RNA, 2498 nt
Organism: Melopsittacus undulatus (budgerigar)
Lineage: Eukaryota; Metazoa; Chordata; Aves; Psittaciformes; Psittaculidae
Product: rap1 GTPase-GDP dissociation stimulator 1-like
Exons: 13
Coding region: 129-1682 (517 amino acids)
Biological process (GO): positive regulation of GTPase activity
Cellular component (GO): cytosol
Molecular function (GO): guanyl-nucleotide exchange factor activity; protein binding
Source: RefSeq, a predicted model, not a curated record
GCUGCUCAUCAGCUUGAAAGCUAUAAAAUAUCCCCCCUUAUUCACAGCUAGCUAGCUGGAAAGGACAAAGACGCACAGUACAGAUCAGUUAUUCUUUAUUGUCCCCAUUCUGGAGAGCUACAGCUUUUAUGGAAACCCUGAGUCAACACCUGGAGUACCUUGAGCUCUGUGGAGAUGACACAGAAGCUGAAGAUCAGAUCCUUGAAAGUCUGAAUGGGAUUCUCCUGGCUGUAACUGAAGAUAAGCAAAGAUCCUUCAGCCUACUCAGAGAAAGUGGGAUCUUUUUAACUUUGGCAAAAAUCCUGAAGGGCAAUCUACGAUGUGCAGUGAAAGCAGCCCAGGUGCUUUCAGAGAUAGCCAAGAACGAGGAAAUGAAGAAACCAUGUAUCGAAGCAGAUUUGGUUCCAACUUUGAUACCCUUGCUGGAAAGUACAGACCAAGAAAUGUUGCUUUAUGCUGGGAGGGCUAUUGGCCGCAUCUGUUAUGAUAAUCGGGAACUUCAGGAAGAGCUGGUGAAGGUUGGAGUAAUCACACCACUAGUCCGAGUAUUAACCGAUUAUGCAGAGAAUGAACCACUUGUCCAUGUUGAUCUACUGGCCUUAUGCAAUCUUGCAGACCUUGAUACAGCCAAGGAAGCUCUAAGCAAGACAAAGGUUGCUGAACAGCUGGUAAAACAACUGAGAAGAGCAGAGAACCAUGAGAGGUUAGAAAUUCUCUUUGAGGUCCUGCAAGCACUUGCAGAAAAUGAUGCUCUGAAAGUGCAGUUGGUGGAGGCAGGUGUGCAAGAGGUGCUGUCCGAGAUCCUGAUGAGGCUCCAGGGUAGUUCAGAAGCUGAAAAUACAUGUAUUGUGAAGGCUGCAUCAGAUCUCAUUGUCUCUCUGCUUCUUGGAGAUGGCAACUGUGUACGAAUGGUCCAGCUGGGAGUCAUACAUCAGCUUCUGGAUCUUUUGGAGAAACAUGUAGAGAGUGAGGACAUCUCUGUUCAACAUGCUGCACUCAGUGCACUUAGAAAUCUUGCUAUACCAGUUGUUAGCAAGGUUCAAAUGCUGGAAGAAGGUGUGGCAGAACGAAUUCACACACUUCUAAGGUCAGAGAUGCCUCCUGUGCAGUUUAAACUUCUUGAAACACUACGGAUGUUAGCAGAUGGUCAAGCUGAUGCGGCUGAAAUCUUGGGUCAAGACCCUAUGCUACUCAACAGACUUGUGCAGUGGUGCAGUGCUAAUGACCACACUGGUGUUCAUGGAGAAGCAAAUCGGCUGCUAGCAUCGAUCUUGCAUCACAACAGAUCCCAAGAAGUGGUCAAAGCCAUCCAGGAGGCACAAGGAGUGAAGCAUCUGAUUUCUAUGACAACAAGCGAACACGCUGCCAUGCAGAAUGAGGCUCUGAAUGCCUUGGCAAUAGCAUCUGCAAUCAAUUUAGAAACCCUUGAAGAAUCUUUUAAGGAACUACAGCUAGUUCAAAGCUUACACAAACUUCUACAAGAUGAUAAUACAAGCCCUGAGGUGAAAUAUAAUUCAAUGGGUCUUCUGUGCAGUCUUCUUAAUUCAGGGGAUCUGAGGCAAGAAAUAGAAGAGGACAAGAUUAAAGAAACCCUGGAACAACUCUGCAGUCACAGCAAUGCAAAUGUAGUCAAGGAAGCUAUCACAACAUUACAGGUUUUGAGAGGAGAAACACCCCACUAGUCUCCCUUCUUCCCCAGAGCAAACGCAGUAUAACAGUAGCUUUGCCAACCCAACCUUGCAUACAGCAUACUGCCACAUAACCAAGACUACUAAAGCCCAGGUACAGCUCCUGCUUUUAAAGCUGUACAUAAAAAACAAUACUCAUUUGUUCAUCUAUUUGGCCUACAGAUGCUUACAUCACUGCUGCUCUUCACUGAGAUACUAACACACAGCAGUAGGAAUAAGGCCUGUAAAGCAAGUAGUCUUAGAACACAUGACAUUAGAAGCAGCAGAUAAUUACUAUCCGUAAUACAUUUUUCAGCUGCUUGGUUCUAUCAAAUCAGGAUAUCACUUGCAACUUUUUAUUGUAUCAACGCAACUUCAAAAUCAUUACAAAAAGAUCUCAAGCUUACAUUAUGCAACCUGAAACAAUGGGGUUUUACAGCAGAGCUGUAGCUUAAAAAAUGCAAAGGGCUAAUUGGAACAAAUUCAACCUCUGCACAUUGUGGAUCAACCUCUGAGAUCAGCUGUUAACUGAGUAUCUUAAAAACACAGCAAAACCAUACCUUUAAACUAACUUCCCCUUCAAUUUCCAAUUUCAAAGCUCACCUGAGUUUUUAUUUGUUAGUGCAAGUAAAGUGGUUAGACAAGAUACAAAUUAAAGCUAGCUAGAAAUUAUAGGUGAGCACAUGUGAAGAUUUAGAGGCAGCUGGAGGUACCUCCAGUAAGGGAACAUGGGUUUAAUUCUAGACAGUGAAAAACUGUAGUAAAAAAAAUGUCUCUGAACAUUUCUACAAAAACCUUUCAUAUUUAAAAAUGGUCACUUGAUUAAAAAAA